Messenger RNA from Fusarium graminearum PH-1, 732 nucleotides. RefSeq lists its product as uncharacterized. The record is from RefSeq and is a predicted model, not a curated record. The transcript has 4 exons. Lineage: Eukaryota; Fungi; Ascomycota; Sordariomycetes; Hypocreales; Nectriaceae. Bases 1 to 732 code for a protein of 243 amino acids.
AUGCCUCGCAUGAAUCUUGGCCUUCCCUACAACCAUUGCAGCCUGGCAUCUGGAUGUCGAGUUGGUUUCCAGUCACCCAACCUCCUACGCUGCGGCGCCUGCCAAGUCGUCAAGUACUGCGGCAAGCCUCACCAAAAGGCCAAGUUACGCGCCGAGCCGGGCGAAGAUACAGGAGGCGAAAACCCCUUUGACACCGCAGUAGGCCAAUUCUGGUACUUUAGGAGCACUCGCCCUUACAUGUCGGCGUACGACUUUAUCAAAUGGUAUGCGGUCGUGCCUGACGAACAUUAUACAUGGAACUACACAAGCCUGUCAUUCCUCGACUUGCAUGACCAAAAUGCAUUGGAGCCCGUCUUUGAGAAGACUCACUAUCAUGAUGUUUCUUUCACUGUAGCCCUGACACUCAUAAAGAUUCGCUUGAUGCAGGACUUGGACAGCCUUCAUGCGUUCGUGCUGAGGAACCCCGACGUCGUCUCUCAAGAAAAGUACCUGGAUCUCAUUAACCAGCUUCGAGCCCAGAUCCUGCAGUUGUACAAAAAGGUUAAUGAAGAUAACCCGCAUUUCUGGUCGGGUGUCCUGAACCCGAACCUCUAUGCUUACGAUGUCCCGUCCGUCUAUACUCUUGGAUCACGAGAGGAGGCUGUAUUGAUCUUUCGGCAGUCGUGGUAUUCGUGGUCGGAAACCCAACUCGCCGUACGGUAUAUCAGAGGUAUUAUAACCAACGACAUGUGA